Molecule: messenger RNA, 1478 nt
Organism: Aspergillus steynii IBT 23096
Lineage: Eukaryota; Fungi; Ascomycota; Eurotiomycetes; Eurotiales; Aspergillaceae
Exons: 2
Coding region: 116-1156 (346 amino acids)
Biological process (GO): mRNA processing
Cellular component (GO): THO complex part of transcription export complex
Source: RefSeq, a predicted model, not a curated record
CCUCGGCGACCGAAGCAAAGCACCGACUGAUUUCCCUCCCUCGAACAAUCGGCGUCUAGGAUUGCGGAUCGAAUCAAUUAAAAAAAUAUAUUCUUGCUGCCUGGUACACACCAAGAUGGCGUCUUAUGGCUUACUGGAUCAACCAGAAGAAGAUACCCUCCACAAGUCGCGCCUUUUGAACGUCGAAGAAAAGCCCUUUAAACGUGUCUCGAAACGCCUCCUACAUCCUGAAUCGCUCGUGGUUUCUAAUGCGACGCUCCCUCCCACACCUCCCCCCGAAGGAACCGAAGAAGAUGCCAGCGCGGCAACCGAGGCGGAGAGGCAGAAACGGCUGGGCGAAUGGCGUCAUUUCCGCGAGGACGUAGCGCUGGACUUUGCCGCCUUUGAAGGGAGCAUCGCACGCAUCCAGUUCCUGCUCACGAGCAAUGAGAAGGAGCGCGAGCGCUACGCCGCCGAAAAACUUCGCAUCCUCGGCACCAUGCAAUCCGUGCGCGAGAACACGGCAGACCUGCGCGUCCAGCUAGAAGAGGCACAACGUUUGCUGGCCUUGCGCAAAAGCUACGACGAGCUGGCCGAGCGAAUCACGAGCAACCGGCUCUUGAAGCCGCGGGAGGACCAGCAGGCUAAUCUGCAGAAGCUGCAGGCGGAGAUCACGGAUCUGGAAAAGGAGAGCAAGGACUACGCUACGACGUGGGCGGAGCGCAGGGAGCAGUUUGGCCGCAUCGUCGACGAGGGAAUGCAGCUGCGACGACUGAUUCGCGACGAGAAGGAGGAAGUGGAGCGCAGGGAGGGUAUGCAGGAGGACGAGGAGGGGGAUGACGCGGACGUCCCCUCCAAGGGCAAGUCCAGCGGUGCUAACACCCCGCGGCCUGACAACGAUAGCGUCACGCCCUCGCAACAGGGCCAGGAUGACACCGCACGCUCGCCUGCCGGUCUACAGGCCGAACGAUACGCCACGACAACCGGAGCGGCGUCGCCAUUGCGGCAAGUCACGACUGCCGGUGAUGAGAAGAAGCAGUCUUCUGAGAAAGAAGAUGCUACCAUGGUGGAUGAAGGCGAGGUCACUGCCGAUGAAGAUGGCGAUCGGCCGGAUGAGUUGGAGGAGGGGGAGGAGGUCCCGGAUGACCGUGGCGCCGACCGAAUGGACAUGACGUGAACGGUGACCGUCGGGAGCACUAUAACCAAUCCAUAGAGCAAGGAGUUAGGCUAAGCGGCGUUGACAUUCGGAGCGAGGGCAUCUUUGAAUUGACUCUUUUUGUUUUUCCGGGAGAAGGGAUUCGAAUAUUAUCUAUUUGAUUAUGGACUCAUGGCAGCGGAUUACAUUUUCAUGAAUUGAAACACUCUUUUUGCUGAGCCAUCAGCUCUUUCGACACCUUCUCACGCAAUCUCCCGCUCAGCAGUCCUGGCCUUGGCGAUGGCCUCCUUGGCCGCAUUGAUCAGCUCAACGUUGCUCUCGGGACCCUUCUGGCCCUCCUCGG